AUGUGAGGAGGUCCCAAAAAGUGGUUGUGGGGAGGGGCCCAUAAGAAAUGCCUUUUCAGAGGGGCCAGAAUUUAGUGCUACGCCCCUAUAAGCAGCUGUAGGACACCUAGUAUGAGAGCAGAUCCUUUCAGACAGCCUGAAGAGGAUCAUCCCUUCUUCACUUCUACACAGGACAUCAUGAAGACUCUGAGCUUCACCGUGGGACUCACGCUGCUGCUCCUCACGGUUCACCCCUGCUCUGCCAUGCCUGUUGCGAUGGAUGCACCUGUGUCGUGCUGCUUUCAAUUCUUCACAGGAAGGGUGCCGCAGCAGCACAUCAUCUCCAUCAUCAAGACUCACAGCAGCUGUCACAGAAAGGCAUUUGUGAUCAGUGCUGCCAACGGGAGGGAAAUCUGCGUGAGCCAGAAUCUGCCCUGGGCAGAGAAAGCUUUCGACCAGCAAACCCUCUAGGACUGAUCCUACUCAAGUCCUCAUGAUCAAACAUCUUUAACUGCUCAACCUCCAGUCAUGACAGAGCUCCGCUGAUCUUUUUAGGAUAAUGAAAACAUAUUUUUCCAUGAAGCUUUGCACUGUGAACUUUCAUGCAGCUAUUUUAAAUUCACAAAUUAAAAGUAUUUCUGCAGCACGUUUAAUACUCCGAGCUUUUUCUUUGGAUUCAAUGGUCCAAUCUUUCAAUAUGAACCACAACAUGUCUGCCUAAGCACAGAAAAUGUGAUGAAUAAAUGAAUUCAUAAACCACA
Messenger RNA from Etheostoma spectabile (orangethroat darter), 740 nucleotides. Its product is annotated as C-C motif chemokine 3-like. Lineage: Eukaryota; Metazoa; Chordata; Actinopteri; Perciformes; Percidae. Gene Ontology annotation, molecular function: chemokine activity. Gene Ontology annotation, biological process: immune response. The record is from RefSeq and is a predicted model, not a curated record. Gene Ontology annotation, cellular component: extracellular region. The transcript is spliced from 3 exons. The coding region runs from base 112 to 450 and encodes 112 amino acids.